AUGGAGAACAGGACAGAAGUGGUGGACUUCAUCCUCCUAGGACUAACCAGUGCCCCAGAACUACAAGUGGCCCUCUUUAUCAUGAUCACCCUCAUCUACCUCAUCGAUGUGGUUGGUAACCUGGGGAUGAUCCUAUUGAUCCUCCUGGACUCCCGACUCCACACGCCCAUGUACUUUUUCCUUGGUAACCUGUCUCUGGCAGACUUCUGCUAUUCUUCAGCUGUCACCCCCACAGUCAUGGCUGGGCUCAUUUUAGGAAACUGCGUAAUUUCCUACAAUGCCUGUGCUGCUCAAGCGUUCUUGUUUGGAGCCUUUGCUGGUGUGGAAAAUUUAUUCUUGGCCGCAAUGGCCUUUGACCGCUAUGCUGCAGUAUGUAAGCCCCUGCACUACACCACCACCAUGACGACCAGUGUGUGUGUGUGUCUGGCUGCAGGCUGCUACGUCGGGGGUUUCCUGAAUGCCUCCGUCCACACUGGGGAAACGUUCAGUCUCUCCUUCUGUAAGUCCAACGUGGUCCACCACUUCUUCUGUGAUAUUCCAGCAGUCAUGUCUCUCUCUUGCUCUGAUAGACAUGUCAAUGAGCUGGUUCUUGUUUAUGUAGCCAGCUUCAUUAUCUUUUCUGCCCUCCUAGUUAUCUUGGUAUCCUACCUAUUCAUAUUUGUCACCAUUCUAAAGAUGCGCUCAGCUGCAGGAUACCAGAAGGCUCUGUCCACCUGUGCCUCCCACCUCACUGCUGUCUCCAUUUUCUAUGGGACAGUUAUCUUCAUGUACUUACAGCCCAGCUCCAGCCACUCCAUGGACACCGACAAGAUUGCCUCCGUCUUUUACACUAUGGUCAUCCCCAUGCUGAACCCUGUGGUCUACAGCCUCAGGAACAAGGAGGUCAAGAGUGCAUUCAAAAAAGUCAUUGGAAGUUCUCUCUUCACAUUGCAGAUACAAAGAGAUGGAAAAUACAUAGGAGAAUUUAAGAGACAGGCAAGGCGAAGUAAUGUCAGCAACAUGGUGAAGCAGUUAGACCCAGGGAACUCCCCAGAAACACCAAUAUAA
Molecule: messenger RNA, 1047 nt
Organism: Sciurus carolinensis (gray squirrel)
Lineage: Eukaryota; Metazoa; Chordata; Mammalia; Rodentia; Sciuridae
Product: olfactory receptor 5B2-like
Exons: 3
Coding region: 1-1047 (348 amino acids)
Biological process (GO): G protein-coupled receptor signaling pathway; sensory perception of smell
Cellular component (GO): membrane
Molecular function (GO): odorant binding; G protein-coupled receptor activity; olfactory receptor activity
Source: RefSeq, a predicted model, not a curated record